Molecule: messenger RNA, 1480 nt
Organism: Condylura cristata (star-nosed mole)
Lineage: Eukaryota; Metazoa; Chordata; Mammalia; Eulipotyphla; Talpidae
Gene: TAF11
Product: TAF11 RNA polymerase II, TATA box binding protein (TBP)-associated factor, 28kDa
Exons: 7
Coding region: 194-832 (212 amino acids)
Biological process (GO): RNA polymerase II preinitiation complex assembly; transcription initiation at RNA polymerase II promoter
Cellular component (GO): transcription factor TFIID complex; nucleus
Molecular function (GO): protein heterodimerization activity; transcription coactivator activity
Source: RefSeq, a predicted model, not a curated record
CACAGGUGGAAGGGAAUACACAGGACCUACCUGUGUGUACCUCCCGAAGUGUGCUUCUUCCCCAAAGGUUUUGGGAGCCCACAGGACAGGAAAUACGAGUCAAAACCCAGCCUUGAAGUCCUCUCCGCGCGCCUCCAAGUGACCCCUCCGAGGAGCAGUAGGAUGAUGUCAUCGUAGCGCGACCAAAGGAACUAUGGACAAUGUUGGCGAGUCCCCUCUGGAAAAAGGUGGAGAGACUGGGGAGUCAGAUGAGGCGACCGCUGCUCCUGGGGGACCCGUGCCUACUGACACCGACGCAGUCCCGGAGGGGGAAACUGAGGGGGACGGAGAAGGGGAUUUAAAAGAAGCCGCAGCUGAGGAAGGCGAGGUUAAGAGUCAGGACAUCUCAGAUUUAACAGCAGUUGAAAGAGAAGACCCAUCUUUACUUACUCCUGCAGCCAAAAAACUGAAAAUAGAGACCAAAGAAAAGAAAGAAAAGAAGCAGAAAGUGGAUGAAGAUGAGAUUCAGAAGAUGCAAAUCCUGGUUUCUUCUUUUUCUGAGGAGCAACUGAACCGUUAUGAAAUGUAUCGCCGGUCAGCUUUCCCUAAAGCAGCCAUUAAAAGGCUGAUCCAGUCUAUCACUGGCACUUCGGUAUCUCAGAACGUUGUUAUUGCUAUGUCUGGUAUUUCCAAGGUUUUUGUCGGGGAGGUUGUAGAAGAAGCAUUGGAUGUGUGUGAGAAGUGGGGAGAAAUGCCACCUCUACAACCCAAACAUAUGAGGGAGGCUGUGCGGAGGUUAAAGUCGAAGGGGCAGAUUCCCAACUCGAAGCACAAAAAAAUCAUCUUCUUCUAAACCAAACCUAGAAAGACCUAGUACUAAAGGUACUGUUUCCAGACUUCUCUCUCAUGAGACUUCCCGCACUGGGAAGUCUCCAAGGGAUUCAUGAUGAGUUUAAUGUCUUUCUCAAACUCUGAUACCCACCACAACUAGAAGACAUGCCUUGACUAAAUAUUGGGACCUCAGUGCAUUUUGAGGCCUUUAACUAUUUCUUGGCCAAUUGGAAGAAGAAAGGUACAUGGGCCUUAAUCUUCUGGACAAGCGCUGCUUUCAGAGAGAAACGUUUCAAAGAAAGCUUUGAAGUUUUCACAUUGAAGCCUUAAAUUUCUGAUCUAGGUUGUUUCUUACAUCUGCUUUUAAGUGGAUGAACCAGGCAGAAACAUUGGAUUUGAAGGACAUGGUGAUAGCAGGUAUAGUAGAAUCAUUUGUUCCUGUAAACAUUUACAAUUCUCCUCUGGAUUGGAUUUUGGUGAAUGGUCAUUAAACUGUUUUCCAACUUGCUAUGUGAGUAUUUAUUUUCUGCCUAGCUGGUUAGAGUGAGAAUUUUAUUCUUCUUUAGUGUCAGAGUGAAAUGAUCUUGGCUUUUUAAUAAAAAUUUGACCCCUCAUUUUCUACUACUAAAAUUUUACUACAGAAUAAAGCAUUUAAAACCAAUGUAAAGCU